ACUGUGACGAGUUCUAUUCGACCCCUCAACUACAGCGAGCGCCCUUCCGUUCCUCCGCCUCGGCCCAUCCACCCACGUCGACGACGAGCUCUCCCCUCUCGUCCCGUCUCCUCCCCCUCGCGACGCCACCGCCGCGUCGCCGGUCGCGGGCUCGCCGCCCCAGGUAGGACGUAGCUAGUCACCCCGCCCGGCCCCGAUGGCUGAGGAGCUGGUGCUCGACACGGCGAUCCGGGACUGGGUCCUCAUCCCGCUCUCCGUGGUCAUGGUGCUCAUCGGCGUGCUCCGCUACUUCGUCUCCAAGCUCAUGCGCUCCCCGCCGUCGGCCUCCCCCUCCCCCGACCCCAAGACCGUCAAGGAGGGGCAGGUCGUCAUCAGGGCGAGGAACCUGAGGAACGGCGCGCAGUUCAUCCCGGCCAAGGCCUUCAAGGCCCGCAAGCUUUAUUACACCAACGGGGAAGCCGGAUUGCUUCAUGUUCCUAAAGAGGAUGCCCAGAAGGCUCAGGCGGCUAUGUUUUCGGACCCAAACAUGGCCAUGGAUAUGAUGAAGAAGAAUCUCUCCAUGAUAGUUCCACAGACACUUACAUUUGCAUGGGUGAACUUCUUCUUUUCCGGUUUUGUUGCAGCCAAAAUCCCCUUUCCAUUGACUCAACGAUUCAGGGGAAUGCUGCAAAAUGGGAUAGACCUGAGUACUGUUGAUGUGAGCUAUGUUAGCAGCCGUUCAUGGUACUUCCUCAAUUUAUUUGGCUUGAGGGGUCUUUUCAGUCUCAUCCUUGGUGAAGAAAAUGUUUAUGCAGCUACUGAUGAUGCCCAAAAGAUGAUGGCGAUGGGUGGUGGAAUGGGCUUUAAUCCAGCAAUGAGCUUGAGCGCAGAGAAAGACAGCCUCGACAUCAUCCAGCAUGACUGGGCUUUACCGAAGAUGGAGCGUCAUGCCGAAGAGGUGUUGAGGAAACUACUGAAGAAUUGACCUGAACAAGCACGACUAGGCCCUGCAAGUUUUGUUUUUAGCUUGUUGACUCAGUUAUACAUCUGUAAUUGUAUUGUUUAUUUACGAGCGCUACUCAUUACGAAGCCGUGAGAUAUCUUUUUCACUCAUGUAGUCUGGCAACACUAGUAGAAAAGGAUGUAUUCCAUAUCAUAUUUCCCUGUAACGCACGAGCUGCUUUUGGUAAUCCAAGGUGACAUUCUCUGAAAAAAAGAAAGAUUAAGUUGUCCGCA
Molecule: messenger RNA, 1215 nt
Organism: Triticum aestivum (bread wheat)
Lineage: Eukaryota; Viridiplantae; Streptophyta; Magnoliopsida; Poales; Poaceae
Product: ER membrane protein complex subunit 3
Exons: 8
Coding region: 197-964 (255 amino acids)
Biological process (GO): protein folding in endoplasmic reticulum
Cellular component (GO): EMC complex; membrane
Source: RefSeq, a predicted model, not a curated record